Cicer arietinum (chickpea) is the source of this 1446-nucleotide messenger RNA. RefSeq lists its product as uncharacterized. Lineage: Eukaryota; Viridiplantae; Streptophyta; Magnoliopsida; Fabales; Fabaceae. The record is from RefSeq and is a predicted model, not a curated record.
AUUUGUCCUUACGUUUUCAUUAAUCUCUAUUUUGCAAUCCGAAUUCAUGAGAUUUGGUUAGAUUAAAUUGACUUAGGAUUUUAAUUUCAGUGACUAAUUUAUCGUUUCGUAAAUAUAGAGAUUUUCGUUGAUUUUUAUUUUACAAUCUAAAUCAUCAUAAUUGAUUUGACUAAAUUGAUUAAUUAUCUUUAGUUUUAAUUAUCCACUUAGUAGGGUUGGCUACAUAGAUUACACGAAGACAUAGAUUAUCCACAUAGCUCAUUCUCCUUCAAAUUCAUGCAGUUUUGUUCUUCAACGUCGGUUGAUGGCAAACUUACUGCAGUGAGGUUCGAUCAAUCGUAAAUUAAUUAUGGCCUAGCUUUUCAUCCUAAUUUCUUUCAGUAUAUACUGCCACAUGAAAAUGAAAAGCUUUCACAAGUUGAAUUGUUGGUUAUUGAUGAAGCAGCUGCUAUUCCACUACCUAUGGUGAAGUAUUUGCUUGGCCAAUAUUUGGUCUUCUUGUCUUCUACUGUUAAUGGGUCAAGUUUAAUGUAUCAAUUUGUUCAUUUUGCUCUUGCAAAGUUAUGAAGGAACUGGACGCUCGUUAUCACUAAAACUUGUGCAGCAACUGCAAGAGCAAAGCCAUAUAUCUGCUAAGAGCAAAGAGGGCACCGAGUUUUGAUGCUUAUGGAAAUGACAACACCAAGUCUGGUUUUUGGGGUGUAUUGGCUCAUAAAGCCAAAUCAAUUCUGGAUGAUAAAAAUUCAGCUCCUCCUCCACAACAUGACACCAUGCCAUUGCCACAAACACUCAAAUCACACUCAUUUAAUACCUUUACUAGUCCGUUUUCAACUCAGCCAUUGUAUCAAUCUCCUGACUCUAAUAAAAAAAUGGACAAUCCUACAAUUAGAAAGGGAUUGGAUGCAAUCAAAUCUUCUCUCAAUCACUUAGGUGACACAUUUGAGAAGGCUUUUGAGGACAGCAAAACAAUUGUGGAGAGUAAGACAGCAGAUCUGAGAUCUCAAAUAAGGCGAAAAAGGAAAUGGACCGGAGGACAUAAACCAAGCUUCAGAUGUGAGGAAUCCAGGGCCGCAAUCCGAUCUGACAAAGUCUCAUUCUCGCCACUAAACACAACUCAAGGCAUCACGCGACGUGGCAAUGGCAACAGCUGCAAAAGCAAAAUUACUUCUUCGUGAGCUAAAGACCGUUAAAGCAGAUUUGGCAUUUGCUAAAGGAUGUAUCUGCACUUGUUAAAGACUCUGCACUUGUUAUCAAAAGCAAACAAUAUAUAUUCAUUCAUCUUUAUUAAAUAUAAUUUUAGUUCUUGUUGGAGUGGCUAUGGAUAUUUUUUCUUAGCAUAUAAUAAUUAUAUUUUUGUUUUCUUUGAAUACCUUAAUCUUGUACCUAUUUCUUAUAACUUACAUUUGGUUUCCUUUAAUAAGGAACUCAUUCUAGUUUCCUUUGAAA